Dioscorea cayenensis subsp. rotundata (Guinea yam) is the source of this 1004-nucleotide messenger RNA. Its product is annotated as histidine-containing phosphotransfer protein 2-like. Gene Ontology annotation, cellular component: nucleus; cytoplasm. The record is from RefSeq and is a predicted model, not a curated record. Bases 280 to 726 code for a protein of 148 amino acids. Gene Ontology annotation, molecular function: protein histidine kinase binding; histidine phosphotransfer kinase activity. The transcript is spliced from 7 exons. NCBI's taxonomy places the organism in Eukaryota, Viridiplantae, Streptophyta, Magnoliopsida, Dioscoreales, Dioscoreaceae. Gene Ontology annotation, biological process: phosphorylation; cytokinin-activated signaling pathway; phosphorelay signal transduction system.
GAGAUGUAGAAGAAGGAUUGAUUAAGUAGGAGUUACGAAAAAGGCACGAGAUAUUUAAAAUCUCGGCAUCAGAGCGAGGAAUCACAGGCUUUCUUCUUUUUUUCUUUCUCAGAGUCCAAGAGCGAAUAAUAAAGAGCAGAGAAAGAGAGAGAAAGGUUUCAUCUUUUGGAUUUCCAGCAAUAAAUAUUACUCUUAUCUUCUUCGUCAUUGCUUCUUCGUCUCCGAGCCACAAGAGAACUCCAUAUAGAACCCCCUUCUUCCCUUCCCUUUGGAUCUCUCAUGGCGGCUGUCGCACUGAAGGAACAACUAGCCUCGCUGAUGGACUCCAUGUACCAGGAGGGGUUGCUGGAUGAGCAGUUUCAACAGUUGCAGAGUCUGCAGGAUGAGACUAACCCUUGCUUUGUCAUGGAAGUUGUCACUUUGUUCUGUGAUGAUGCUGAGAGGAUUUUUGGCGAGUUGGAUAAAAUAAUGAAUCAGCCGGUGAUUGAAUUCCAACAAGUGGAUGCUUAUAUCCACCAGCUCAAAGGGAGUAGCUCGAGUGUGGGUGCUCAGAAUGUGAAAUUGGCAUGCAUUCAGUUCCGUCAUUCCCUUGAGGACAAUGACAGAGAAGGGUGCCUCCGUGCUCUGAAUGUUGUCAAGCGUGAAUAUCUGCAUCUAAGAAGCAAGCUUGAAACUAUGCUGCAGCUGGAGCAGCGGAUUCAAGCCUAUGACAAACAGAAAAAUUGAGGAGAAACUUUUUCCAAACUUAUACAAAGGAGCCAAAGUGAAGGACUAAAGAAUUACUCCAAAAUUUUGGUCAGAGCUCCAUCUAAAUAAUGAGCAGGAUGCAAUUUAGAUUUACUUCAUAUUGUCUGUGAGUUAACCCAAAUACGUAGAACAUGGUGGCUCUACGUGCCACAAUAUAUGUUUUUGUGAAAGAUGUGUAAACAUAAAACGUCGCAAACGCAUUGUUCUUACAUUUACAAAUCAUGCACAAGGUGCAAGGACAAGGGCUUAUAUUGCUA